Messenger RNA from Abrus precatorius (Indian licorice), 1716 nucleotides. RefSeq names its product sorbitol dehydrogenase. Bases 151 to 1260 code for a protein of 369 amino acids. The record is from RefSeq and is a predicted model, not a curated record. The transcript has 6 exons. NCBI's taxonomy places the organism in Eukaryota, Viridiplantae, Streptophyta, Magnoliopsida, Fabales, Fabaceae. Gene Ontology annotation, molecular function: oxidoreductase activity, acting on the CH-OH group of donors, NAD or NADP as acceptor; zinc ion binding.
UCAUUAGCAUAUAACUUGAUGCAAUUCAAAGCAAUGCUACUUAGCCAGAACUGAACUGAAAGCCCUGUAUAGUGCAAAACUCUAUUAUCACUGGUAGCUUCAAUAUUAGAGAGAGAGAGAGAGAGAGUAGAAUUGUUAGUGAGUGAGGAAAUGGGUAAGGGGGGAAUGUCAAUUGAUGAUCAUGGAGAAGGCAAGGAAGUUGUUGAACAAGAAGAGAAUAUGGCUGCUUGGCUUGUUGCUAUGAACACUCUCAAGAUUCAACCUUUCAGUCUUCCUACUCUUGGGCCCCAUGAUGUCAGAGUUAGAAUGAAGGCUGUUGGUAUCUGCGGGAGUGAUGUUCACUACCUCAAGACACUGAGGUGUGCACACUUUGUUGUAAAAGAACCAAUGGUUAUUGGUCAUGAGUGUGCUGGGAUCAUAGAAGAAGUUGGUAGCCAGGUAAGGACUUUGGUGCCUGGUGACCGAGUGGCGAUUGAGCCUGGGAUCAGUUGUUGGCGUUGCGACCACUGCAAACAAGGUCGAUAUAAUUUAUGCCCUGAUAUGAAGUUUUUUGCUACUCCACCAGUCCAUGGUUCUCUGGCUAAUCAGAUAGUGCAUCCAGCAGACUUAUGUUUUAAGCUGCCAGACAAUGUGAGCCUGGAGGAAGGGGCAAUGUGUGAACCCUUAAGUGUUGGCGUUCAUGCUUGUAGGAGAGCUAAUAUUGGACCGGAGACAAAUGUGUUGAUCAUGGGAGCAGGACCCAUAGGACUUGUUACAAUGCUUGCAGCUCGUGCUUUUGGGGCACCCAGGAUAGUCAUUGUGGAUGUGGAUGACCAUCGUUUAUCUGUGGCAAAAACUCUUGGUGCAGAUGAAAUUGUUAAAGUAUCAACAAACAUUCAGGAUGUGGCUGAAGAAGUUCUGCAGAUACAUAAGGCUAUGGAAGCUGGUAUAGAUGUUACCUUUGAUUGUGCUGGUUUUGACAAAACCAUGUCUACAGCAUUGAGUGCUACUCAGCCAGGUGGCAAAGUUUGCCUAGUGGGAAUGGGCCAUUCUGAAAUGACUGUCCCACUCGCCCCAGCUGCAGCAAGGGAAGUUGAUGUGGUUGGAGUUUUCCGCUAUAAAAACACGUGGCCUCUUUGCCUUGAGUUUCUAAGGAGUGGCAAAAUUGAUGUAAAACCCCUUAUAACUCACAGGUUUGGAUUCUCUCAGAAGGAAGUGGAAGAAGCCUUUGAAACAAGUGCCCGUGGUGGUAAUGCCAUUAAGGUCAUGUUCAAUCUUUAGAUAUUGGACUGUGAAUUUACAAGCUGUCUUAUUUUGAAAAAAUAUAUUGUGUGCGCGCUUGCUCAUAUUAAAUACUUUUGAAUUUAUAAUUUGGGUUAUGAAUAAAGUGGUUUCAAGAAGAAAUUUAACUUCAUUCAUGUUUCUUAAGGAAUUAUGAAUAUUGAUGGCCAGAAUAGUCAUUUCUAGAACUGAUGUGUUGGAUGCUUAAGGACUAAUGUGGCAAACAUUUGUAGUUCUUUUGGGGCCUCGAGUGAACCAAACAUUCUGAAGGACUAAUGUGUUUAUUUCUUAAAUUCUUGAUGACGAAGUGAAAUUGUCUCUUCAGUGAACUAAUAAAGGUGUAUUUACCAUUAGUAUUAUGAUGAACAUAAAAGAAUUAACAUACACUUUGAUCUAUGAAAGUGAUAACUUGUGUUGUUUGAAUGUUUUUGUCUAUACAAAUUAACCUUUUGAGGG